Messenger RNA from Aspergillus pseudoviridinutans, 1635 nucleotides. Its product is annotated as cytochrome P450. The transcript has 3 exons. The record is from RefSeq and is a predicted model, not a curated record. Bases 1 to 1635 code for a protein of 544 amino acids. NCBI's taxonomy places the organism in Eukaryota, Fungi, Ascomycota, Eurotiomycetes, Eurotiales, Aspergillaceae. Gene Ontology annotation, molecular function: iron ion binding; heme binding; oxidoreductase activity, acting on paired donors, with incorporation or reduction of molecular oxygen, reduced flavin or flavoprotein as one donor, and incorporation of one atom of oxygen.
AUGAUCGAGGAACUCCUUGCUCAGAUACAUCCGGGGAUAGCAACCAUCUAUCUGCUGGGGGCUUUGUUCUUUGCUUGCAUGAUUCGAAGGGCACAGGUGUCGACGGAAAUCUCGAAGCUGGGUUACACAGCGCCGAGAAUUCGUUUCCGCUUCCCAUAUGCAAUCGACUUCCUUUACGGAGCAUGCAAGGCCAACGACAACGGUACAGACCAUGAAUUUUUGCAUCAAGCGAUCCUGAACGCGAAAGGAGCAAGCCAGAUUGACUGCGUCAAAACCGCCGAGCUUAGUGGAGGUAUCACGCAUCGAGUCAUUCUGACUAAAGACCCUGAGAACAUCAAGGCUAUUCUUACGGGACAAUUUGCAGAUUAUGGGAAAGGCGAGGAAUUCCAUCAACAAUGGAAAGACUUUCUAGGUGACAGUAUCUUCGUCACAGAUGGUGAGCUCUGGUCCCGUUCACGCCAUCUCAUCCGACCAAUGUUUGUCCGGGAUCGCAUCGUCGACACUGAAGUCUUUGAGAAACACGUUCAAAACUUGAUUCCUCUGUUGGCAGGGAGCAGCUCGCCCAGUGGGAGCAACGUCGUCGAUAUCGGUUCUCUGUUUUUCCGCUUCACCAUGGACGCAGCCACUGAUUAUCUCCUCGGCCAGGGCACAAACAGUCUGCACAAUCCGGAGACCAGAUUUGCAGAGGCCUUCAGAUAUGUGAAGCAUUGUCAAUCCGAGAUCUUUCGGCUGGGUUGUGGGAUCAGCAUGUUUAACUUCGCCGUGUCGAAGAGGAAAUUCCGCCGCGAACUCAAGGUGAUGGACGAUUUCAUCCAACCAUACAUCAACCGAGCCCUCUCUCUGACACCUUCGGAACUCGACCAGAAACUCUCCAAGCGAGAAACCUUCCUGGACGCCCUUGCCCACUUCACCCGCGACCCGCGCGUCCUCCGUGACCAGAUCGUCGCCGUCCUCCUCGCCGGUCGCGACACCACAGCCGUAACUCUCUCCUUCUGUGUCUUCGAGCUAGCCCGCAACCCCGAUGUCGUCGCCAAACUGCGCGAGGAGAUCAGCGCCCGACUGGGUCUCGGGCGCUCGGCCCAGAAACCCAGCUACAGCGACCUCAAGGAGAUGAGGUACCUGAACGCCGUCCUCAACGAGACCAUGCGCCUCUAUCCAGCCGUUCCCUUCAACGUCCGCUAUUCCCUCCGUGACACGACGCUGCCACGCGGCGGCGGGCCCGACGGCCUCUCGCCAGUCGGUGUCCGCGCCAACACGCGCGUCAUCUACUCGGCGAUGAUCAUGCAGCGAAGCGCAGAGAACUACGAACCCCCGGGCUCGCCGAACUACUUCGAUCCAGAGAAAUGGUUGCCUGACCGGUGGCUGUCCGGGUGGCAGCCCAAACCCUGGCAAUUUAUCCCCUUCAAUGGGGGGCCGAGGAUCUGCCUCGGUCAGCAAUUUGCUACCAUCGAAAUGGGUUACACCGUUGUGAGGAUCCUGCAAGCCUUUGAGAGGAUCCAGGCCAUGCCGGCCAAUGAGAAGGAGCGGGUCGAGGAUCCUGUGCUGAAGUUUGAGGUUACCCUUAGCCCUGGUUCAGAACUGAAUUGUGUUUUCGUGCGAGAGGACGAGGGUACUUUACCGACCAAGGAGAAUUGA